This is a messenger RNA of Aspergillus ochraceoroseus IBT 24754, 1626 nucleotides long. Its product is annotated as NAD(P)/FAD-dependent oxidoreductase. Gene Ontology annotation, cellular component: late endosome; cytoplasm. The coding region runs from base 282 to 1379 and encodes 365 amino acids. The transcript is spliced from 2 exons. The record is from RefSeq and is a predicted model, not a curated record. Gene Ontology annotation, molecular function: oxidoreductase activity. NCBI's taxonomy places the organism in Eukaryota, Fungi, Ascomycota, Eurotiomycetes, Eurotiales, Aspergillaceae. Gene Ontology annotation, biological process: retrograde transport, endosome to Golgi.
UGGCUCCCUGCAUCAUUAGGCAUUGGCAGCAAGAAACAUCUAUCCAUUAGCGCGGGGCAAGCUCCUUAUCCGCGAAAAUGCCUACUGUAAUUCUGGGAGGAGGCAUUAUCGGCGCCUCGAUCGCCUACCAACUCACUGAAAAGCGGAAAUCAAAUGAAGAAAUCCAUAUUGUCGAAUCCGCAUCCACGUUAUUCAGCUCUGCGUCUGGAUAUGCAGCUGGUUUUCUUGCUAAGGACUAGUUUGCGCCAUCUCUCCUACCCCUCGGAAAGCUGUCGUUUGAUAUGCAUGGAUUGCUGGCUGCUGAACAUGGCGGCGACAAGAAAUGGGGAUAUAUGAAAGGUACAGCACUGAGUUUGGGAUCGACUAACGCAAGCUCCGGAGAGCCUUGUGGUCAUGACUGGUUGUUCUCUGGCACAAGCCGCGCAGAGACGGCCACAAGCGAACCUAUCCUCACAGAGGGUCCUGGGUGGUUGACAACACAAAAAGAGACUGCAUAUGAGCAGGUUGGUGACGAAACAACUGUUGCUCAGACUGACCCAUUACGACUAUCCCAAUUUCUCCUGGACCAGAGUCUCGCUCGUGGUGCUAAACUGCAUCAGCCUAGCAAAGCCCUUUCUCUCGUCACAGAUAAACAAGGGAUUAUCACAGGCAUCACAAUCCUGAAUAUAAACACUAAUGUGCAGUCAACUCUUCCAUGUACAAACCUUGUCAUUUCUGGCGGUGUUUGGUCUCCUCGUAUCUUCCAGAAUCUUUUCCCCUCAUCUGAUUUCUCGCUCCCCAUCUAUCCCUUGUCAGGGUACUCUCUGGUCCUCCGGUCACCACGUUACACUCUCGAACACGAACGACAGAUCCAGAGCCGCAGCCAUGCUUUCUUCACCACCCAACCUCCAUCCUGCGGCUUCAGCCCCGAGAUAUUUUCUCGUGAAGGUGGAGAAAUCUAUAUCGCGGGUCUUAAUAGCCGCGAGAUUCCCGUGCCAGAUCGUGUGGACGAUGUGCGCAAGUUCAUGGACAAGGAUGAAAUGGACAAGCUGAAGGCUGUGAUGGUUCGAUUGAUGGGAAAACUUCCUCAUGGCGUUACGGAAUCUACCGAUGAAUUGACCAAUAUUGAUGACCUAGAAAUUCUCCGGGAGGGAUUGUGUCACCGUCCUGUCACUGAACGCGGCGUCCCUUUGGUCACUCGGUUGGACGACAAGCUUCUGGGAGCUGGGCUGAAGACAGCUGCGAAGGGUGGUGUGUUCAUUGCAGCUGGACAUGGACCUUGGGGGAUUUCGUUGUCCUUGGGCACAGGCAAGGUGGUUGCGGAUAUGAUCCAAGGGCUGAAACCUGCAGUUGAUAUCAGUGGAUUGGGGAUUCAGAGCACAAUAGGCUCUAAGCUGUGAUCAGUCCCUGGUAAUUGCUCUUUGUAUAUAGAAUACGAUGUCUCCUUUUUUUUUAAUAUCAUAAUUCUGCGUUUGAUUUAGCUAAUGCAUCAUAGAACCCUAAAUAUAGCACUUGAGAGUUAUAUAUCAAAGAAUACAUAGUUGUUCAGCGAUAUCCAUGUUGUUGGAGCAGAGCCAUAGAAACCAAUUUGACAAAGAACAUCAAAAAAAGGCCUUAAAUUGUGGAUGAAAUCUUGUAACACUGAGU